AAAAAAAAGCAUUGAUGGUCAAGAAAGUCUCUUCUCCGCAAUGAGUCCAUCCAACGGCCCAAAAUGAAAGAUAACAAAUUUAUAAAGAGCAGAGCAGGGUUGCGAUGGCUGCCGGCGUCAGAGUCCAUGGCUUCCACCGCCAUCCUUCUCUCUCUAAUCUCCGCAAUCUUCACUGUCUGUGUCAUUUGGUCCAGACAAACACUCCCCGUCACGGAGAAGAGCAUUCGCGAAGAAGUGGAGCCCCACCAGUACACCGCCGCGGAAAGGCCGCCGGCGGUUGUGGAGUGGGACAAGAAGAGGACGGAGUGGCUGAAUCGCCACCCUUCAUUCGCCGCGCCCGGGGCGAGGAACCGUGUUCUCGUCCUCACCGGAUCGCAGCCCGACCCUUGCAAGGGCCCCGCCGGCGAUCACCUGCUCCUCAGGCUCUUCAAGAACAAGGUGGACUACUGCAGAAUCCACGGGUACGACGUGUUCUACGGCAACGCGUUCAUGAAUCCCAAGAUGGGCUCCGUUUGGGCCAAGGUGCCCUUGCUCCGGGCCGCGAUGCUGGCCCAUCCCGAGACCGAGUGGGUCCUGUGGAUGGACUCCGACGCCGUUUUCACGGACAUGGAUUUCAAGAUUCCGCUGGAUAAGUACAGAGACCACAACCUCGUGGUUCACGGCUGGCCCUACAUGAUCAAGCAUCGGAGCUGGCUGGGAGUGAACACCGGGAUUGUGCUAAUGCGGAAUUGCCAGUGGUCCAUGGACUUUGUGGAUCUGUGGGCCCGUAUGGGCCCACAAUCUCCGGACCACGAGAGGCUGGUCCGGAGGGUUAUGUCUAGGGUGAAGGACGUGGUGAACCCGAGGAGGCUGGACGAGCAGUCGGCGCGGCUGUACCUGCUGCUGACGUUAGAUGCGAAAUGGACGGCCAAGAUCUACGUGGAGAACGAGUACUACCUGCACGGCUACUGGGGAGAGGUGCUGGGGAUGCUCGUCGAGGGAAGCGGCGGCGACGCGGCGGGCAGGACGACGCCGUUCGUGACGCACUUCACCGGAUGUCAGCCGUGCAGCGGGGAGCACAACCCGAAGUACGCAGGGGAUUCUUGCUGGGCUGGGAUGGAGAGAGCGCUGAAUUUCGCGGACAAUCAGGUGCUUCGGAAUUUCGGGUUUAAGCAUAAGGACCUCAAAACUCUGUCUCCUCUCUUGAGCGUUCCCAUUGAUUUUCCUGCGAACAAGACUUCCAUCCUUUAAUUUCUUUGUUUCAACCAAUUUUACCCUCCCCCUCCCUCCCACUUUUCAAAUUGCUGGAUUCAUCUUUCCAAGGACGUCAAAACUUUCUCGUGUUUUCAAAAGUUAUUUGUAAAGUUUCUGUGGUUUCUAAAUAGAUCACACAUGCUCCCCUUACCUAUAUUUAAAGCAAAAAUGAGAUUUAUGCUUUUUGUUUUCCCUGAUCUUGAAUUUUUCCAAUUU
This is a messenger RNA of Cuscuta campestris, 1449 nucleotides long. NCBI's taxonomy places the organism in Eukaryota, Viridiplantae, Streptophyta, Magnoliopsida, Solanales, Convolvulaceae. The record is from the annotation of a GenBank genome assembly.